GCGGAGCAGAACCGUGGAGCAGAACCGGGGACGUCCCGCCCGCGGCGCCCGCUCCCGCCGCCACCUCCGCGCCCGCCGGCGCCGCGCCGCCGCCCUCUGACAGCGCCCGGUGCCGAUACCGGCAGGGCCUUUGCACUGAAGCCAAGUGAAGAACCUUAUAACUGCGCUACGCGCCCUGCAACUCAGCAAAGACUUUCAGCAAAGCACUCCUGCCCCAAGGAAGGACCUCCAGCACCGCUGAGCUCUGUGCCCUGCCCUAUCUGCCCAUCCCCACUUGAGGCGGGUGCUCAGCAGCUGCUUUUCUCCUGUCCCACCUGACUGCUCCCCACCAUGUUCCAGCGUCUCACCAGCCUCUUCUUCAGUGACAGCAGCACACCAGAGGGCCUGGAGGAGCCCAAACCCUUUGUCUCUGAGGAGGAGGAGGAGGAUGGAUGGCUCAUAAUCGAGCUUGGAGGCGGUGCUGCCCACCCCGGUGCACAGCGGCGGGCAGGGGCUGGUGGCCACGGGUGCUCGGUGCGGCCCCGUCCGGCGCCACCACCUGCCUCGCCACCGGCCCCGGUCCCAGCUCACACCGGCAGCCCCACGCCCACCCUGCCCAGCCCCUGCUUGAUGGACGAGAGUUGGUUUGUCACCCCUCCCCCCUGUUUUACUGCAGAGGAGCCCGGCCCCGACGGCGUGGGCAGCAGCCCGAUGGAGGACCUGCUCAUCGAGCACCCCAGCAUGUCUGUCUAUGUCACCAGCACCCUCGAGCUGGAUGCAGAGGGACCUCAGGACGAUGCUGCCGGGGAGGUGCCGGAGCCCCGGCUGGAGCGGCACGCGCCGCACCGCAGCGCAUCGCUGUCAGUGAAGGCCGCCGUCCUGGAGAAGAUCAGCCAGGCACGGCGCGUGCAGCGGGCCAAGCAGCUGGCCGAGAAGCCGUGGCUCAGCCAGAAGGCGCUGCAGCGGCAGGACCGGGCCCGCCAGCGCCCGCCCCGCCGGGCCCGCCAGCGCACGGGGAGCUUCCUCCACCAGCCCUGCCAGCGCCACUGCAACUACUGACCUCGCCCCGGCAUCCGCCGGCGGGGCUCGGCCUCCCACCGCCGCCGGCCCCGGCGCCGCCGCCCCGCGCUCCCUCCGCUCCCCUCACCUCUCCGGGCCGCCGCUCGGCGUGGUGCGGACGGUGGAGCAGCGCGGCGCUCUGCGCUGAGCCAUGCCGGCCGCUACCCCGAAACAGCCCUUCCCUAAACCCGUGGAGAAUCCCGAUGGUUGCGUCCUGAGGAGCUGUGACAUCAGUGCCUUUCUUCACGACGUCGUACUCCUCCAGGUGAACAGACUGCGAUGUCACGAUGCCGAGCAGAAGUGGCGAAAGGGACAGAGGCGAGAUUUGGUGUUUGAGGGGAAAAAAAGACGACGCUGUAACUGAUGAUGCUUCCUCCUCCCGUCCCUGCCGGCAGAGCAGAGCACAGGCGGAGCUGCUGUCGCUGCUGCCGGCAGCGCUGCUGGGCCCUCGGCGGCUCCAUAUCGGCAAAACCAGCAAUCCCUCUUCCUGCCCAAAAUUCUUCAUUGCGUUUUUACCACACUAAUAUGAAAACCCCACUGCCGUUUGCUUCAGAAAGCCAGGGGGGCUCAGCGUUCUCUGUUUUUAAAGACAACUUUACCAGAAAUCUCAGGAAACAAAGCACUGAGCCGGGAGCUGCUGGAGCCCUGCUGGGAGGUGGCGGCCAGGCGCUGGUGCGGCGCGGGAACGGCGGCGGAUCCCCGCAGCCUCCAUCUGCGCGCCCGGCGCCACCACGCCACGGCCACGAGCAGCCACAGCUCCUGUGCUGUGCGAGCCAAGGAACAUCAGCUGCCCUGCGCCACCCCCAGCAGCAGAGCGCAGAAGGGACCCGCGCAGACCCCCAGGUGGCAGAAGCACGUUGGAGCUGGCGGCAAAAGAACGUGAAGGAAAGGAUGGAAACCAGUGGUUGCAGCAUGAGGCCAGGCAGCAGGAGGGCUGCAGGCUGGAUCUGUGCCACAGAGGGAGCCCUGCCUGCCCCCGCCAACACUGUGUCGCUGAUGGCAGCCACCUCCAGGCCUGGGCGAUGCUUGUUGGUGCUGCUGCACUCAGGCUCCUCCUGGCACCCAGUGCCGGCCCCUGGAACUUGCUGCCCUUCACCAUUGGGAACCCCUGGAAUGGCGGCGUAGGAGCUGCUUUUAGGCAAUCACUGUAGGCCCAACCUCAGACUGCUGACUUUAUUUUUUUAAAUGAGAGAAAAACCCACCCCCAGACCCUCCUCCAGCGAGCGGCCUCCCAGGUCCCUGAGUGCGGACGUGGGUGGCACUGCUUGCCUGCAGGGCUUACCUUUAGCUCUGAUGACACCGUGAUCCCAAAAGCACAGGAAGAAUGGAAAUUUAUUUCAAAUGCUUUUAUUCUAAGCCACACAUUGGAGCCUUCCAGAUUCAAUUCUUCCAGGCCAGUUACUCGUUCCGGUCCUGCUGGGCACAGCGCUGGCUGCCAUGCUGCUGGGAGCCCAGUGCCGGCCAGUCCCAUUCCUAACAGGAACCCCCAUUUCAAACUCUCCUUUCUAAUUUCAGUAGCAGGCAGAGUGAAGGUUCUGAGGCAGAAAACAGGCAGUUCUGUUGUGCUUCUUUUCCAGCUGUUCUGGUAAGCACAGAGCUGCAGAGCUUGUUCCCAGAGCAGAGCAGGAGCGAACUGGGGGUCAGUGCCUCAUCCUGCCCACCCUGGGCACAGUCAAGAUGCGCAGUUUCAUUUCUGUGCCGGAGACUGAUGGAUGGAUGAUUCCUUGACUUGAGAAGAAAGUUUGCAUCCUUCGGCUUCCUUGGCUUCACGUGAAAUGCCUUUUUAUUUCUGAAGUGAUCCCUGGUACAAACUGGGAGCACUGCUCCUGUAGGAAUGUGGCCACAGGCGCUGCUGAGGAUGACAGUACUUUUCUCGGGCACUUCGGUGUGGUGAGGAGGGCUGGGUUUGAUACCUUGAGUCACAUCCCACACUCCUGCUCUCUCCCAGAGCUCUGGAUAAUAUCCCCGUUGGCAAUGCCUUCAGAGGAAGAAUUUUUUCUCUAGCCCAAAUGCACAUCAAGAAGCUAACUGCCAGCAAUUCCUGCCUCCCAGCCAUCUCAACCUGCUGUAAGUUCUGCACAUCUGAGCAGCCACCAGUCCCAAUGGCCCCUGCAAGGAGCUCCCAAAGCCAAGGCUGGGGGAUCCACCUCCACCCCUCUGCAGCUCAGAGGUGCAGAUGGGCACCGUGCAGCCCCUGGGCCGAAUGCUGCCUCAUGCACACUGUGUGUCUUGUGUCCACUCCGCUGCUUGCAAGCGUUGCCCCCUAGGAGACUCCUCACCAUGUCAACACUGCUUCCUGCUCCUCCUGGCGCCAGGGCAUCCACAGCCCCUGCAGAGCCCUCAGUGGUUCCCAUCAUCUGUUUCAAACGGCAAAUGCUGUUGCUCCGUCCUGUUUUGGGGAAGAGACUGCAGAAUGUUCUGUUUUCCUUUCAUCUUUCUGUGCCAGUCUGAGACAUCUGUCAUCACGCUGCUCCCAGCCAACACAGGAAAAAAAGUGGAACUACUAUCACACUUUUCAUCAAUAAUAUCUUUAUAAAAGGUUAAUAAAUUAUUAACAGUGUUCUAAUGAAGAGGUUAAUCCAGAGACGUAGCAUCCCAUGGGCGAGUGGAGUGCACUUACUAUGGUGAAUAGGCUCCUGUGGUUCCCCCCUCUGUUGUUUGCACACUUGCUCAUGUAUUAAUAUCUAUUAAUCACUGAUUAACCCCGCACACGGUGUGGAUUCACUUCUCGCACUUUGUGACCGACACUUCUGUUGCUGUGGCAGAGACACCUUUGAACUGCACUUUGCAGAAGACCUGUGCUGCUCCUGUCCUGUCCAACGGUGAUCACUCCAGCCAGCCUGAUACCAAAUCUCCUGCCCCACUGUUCUAAGAUCAAGGAAAACCCUUCGCACUGAGGUGACGAGCCUCCUUGAAUCUUAAAACAAAUGAAAGGUGCUUAAAAACUGAGAACUUUUUGGUGUGCACAGGUGUGCACGUGUAAAUAUUUUCAAACCCGGUGUGGAUGUUCAGUAGGUUGUUUUGGGGUUUUGAGUUUUUAGUUUUUUGCAUCCGGUCUUUUUGAUUUGUGAGUAGCUGUGUGGUGCUCGUGGCGGGAGGGGAGCACAGAGCAGAGAGAGCUGUGGCCGCGUCCUGCUUGGGCAGUGGGGGGAGUUCUUGGCUUUGUUUUGUUGUGCAAGGGGAAGCUGCAGCGUGGGCUCAGGGACAAAUGAGUUGGCUGGGGCCCAUCAUGGGGUGCUUUUCUGGACACCUCCAUUCGGACGUGGGUUCCGUUGCUGCCCACGAGGCCGUGGUUACUCAUCUGUGCAGAGCUGUAGGGCUGUGUGCACUGUGUCCCCUGGGCAGCGUGGAGUGGGGAUGUGUGGGCAUGGGCAUGAGAGCAGUAGCUGCAACCUUGUGCUGUGUUAUCUCCGAUUCCCUUGUGUUUAUCCCCAGAUCCACGUCGUACUGCUAGAAUGGAGCAGGCCAGUUCUGCUGUACAUAACCCAGCGCAGACUGACGCCUUGAGAAAGCCCCAGGAUUUGGGCAGCCAGAUGGCACCGUCUGCUG
Molecule: messenger RNA, 4587 nt
Organism: Tympanuchus pallidicinctus (lesser prairie-chicken)
Lineage: Eukaryota; Metazoa; Chordata; Aves; Galliformes; Phasianidae
Gene: TP53INP2
Product: tumor protein p53 inducible nuclear protein 2
Exons: 4
Coding region: 331-1038 (235 amino acids)
Biological process (GO): positive regulation of DNA-templated transcription; autophagosome assembly
Cellular component (GO): autophagosome; nucleus
Source: RefSeq, a predicted model, not a curated record